AUGUCUUACCCAACUACCCUUCCCGAGAAGCUCCCAGAGGAAGCGAUCCAGCCUGUCAGUUCGUCUCUGUCCGACUACGAUGCCGAUCUCUCGUCGUCCGGCUACACAGAAAGUCCGGAUCUUGAAGAUCGCGAGAAAUAUGCCGGAAUACUAGCAGAUACAAAGAAAAAGGACAAGGCCACGCCGGGUCUUCGCUUCGUUGUAUGGACGGCAAUCAAUGUUGCUUCCACCGUUGCCAUAGUCGCCUUUGCUGCAUAUCAUUUCUUCAUCACCGGGGCCACAUUAUGGCUCAUCUCUCGCCCGCAGUGCGCCGUCUUCAUACCGAAACAGGUGUCGGUAGUGCAGAUGAUCCCCCUGGCGGCCGCGAUGUGUAUCCAGGUGAUUCUUCAGAAUCUCUCGCUUGCAUAUUCGUCCGUCAUGUUCCAUCAGCUGGCUCGGUUACUCUUGACCCCAGUCGUGGCCUUACUCAACUACAUGCUCUACUCGACCAAGAUCCCGCGAACGGCCGUCUCCCCUCUCAUCCUGCUGUGUUCCGGCGUCGGAAUCGUUUCCUACUAUGACUCCCUCGCGAGCAACGAGAGCGCCGCGAGUACUUCGGCCUGGGGAACGCUAUUCGCUCUUGCCGGCGUCGGUGCCAGUUCAAUCUACACGGUAUGGAUUGGGCAGUACCACAAGAAGUUCCAGUUGAAUAGCAUGCAGCUUCUCCUGAACCAGGCCCCAGUCAGCACCGUCUUGUUGCUGCUCACUGUGCCUUUUACUGCGACUCCGCCAUUGGGGGCUGUUCCAGUGUCCAUGUGGAUUCUAAUCUUAAUGAGCGGCAUCUUUGCCUCCCUGGUGAAUCUCUCGCAGUUUUUCAUUAUCGACUUGGCUGGCCCCAUCAGUGGGACGGUGGUCGGUCAGCUCAAGACGUGCAUCAUCGUUGGGCUGGGGUGGUCUUUUAGCACGCAUCCCAUCUAUUUUCAGAGCAUUGUUGGGAUUUUCCUGGCCUUGGUGGGCAUGAGCAUAUAUAUGCGGGUCAUUAUCCAAGAGCAGAGGUAA
Messenger RNA from Aspergillus viridinutans, 1038 nucleotides. RefSeq lists its product as uncharacterized. The transcript is spliced from 4 exons. Gene Ontology annotation, molecular function: antiporter activity. Gene Ontology annotation, cellular component: Golgi apparatus. Bases 1 to 1038 code for a protein of 345 amino acids. The record is from RefSeq and is a predicted model, not a curated record. Lineage: Eukaryota; Fungi; Ascomycota; Eurotiomycetes; Eurotiales; Aspergillaceae.